AUGUCACUUAGUCUAUUCAAGGUAAAACAAACGUAUUUUGACAAACUAUUCAAAUCGGGCACAACCUCGACAGCUUCCGCAGCCUCCUUCUCCAAUAACAAUGCUGCCAACAAAAAGAUCCCCAAGGUGCUACUUCUUGACAAUAUUACCACAUCAAUCACAUCGCUAUCAUACACCCAAUCACAGCUUUUAUCCAAUGAUAUCAUCUUGAUCGAAUUGAUUGAGAAUUAUAAGCAGUUGUCGACAAUGAAACACUUGGAAUGCAUUGUUUACAUCAACCCAAAUCCAGCAUCGAUCAAAAGCUUACUUGAAGAGAUGAAGUCGCCUCAUUUCCGCAAAUACCACAUAUAUUUCAAUAAUGUUGCCGGAAAGAAUGAUAUUGAACAAUUGGCAGUGGCUGACGAGUACGAAGCUAUAGAUAGGGUACUUGAAAUUUUCCAAGAUUAUUACAUCUUGAAUGACGAGCUAUACUUGAACAAUACACUAUCGUCCAAAGCCAGCGUCAACCCAGUGUUGGAACAGGCCAAGAGCUUGUCUAGUUUACUUUUGGCUUUGAAAAAGAGUCCCAUUAUCAAGUUUGAGUCGAAUUCGAUUGAGUUGAAAAAACUUAGUUCGGAGUUGUUAUACAUUAUAAAUUCGAAUUCCAACAACAACUUGUUUGAUGACUUGAAUCUGCGGUCAGAUACACCACCAGUGUUGUUGUUGCUUGAUCGGAAGAAUGACCCAAUCACCCCGAUUUUGACUCCAUGGACUUAUCAAUCAAUGAUCCAUGAGUUUUUAACAAUUGAUAAGAAUGUGGUUAGUUUACCUGACAAUCAGGUAGUUCUUUCCCAGCAGGAUGAUUCUUUCUAUAACGAGUCGAUGUUUUUAAACUAUGGGGAUUUGACAAACAAGUUUCAGAAAUAUGUUGAACAUUACAAGACUGAAACUAAGCAAUCAUCAAUUGAUAAUUUAAAACUGCUGAAUUUGGCCGAGUUGAAAAAGACAUUGACCAAGUUUCCCGAGUACAAGAAGAUCUCCGUUAAUAUAUUGACUCACUUGAACUUGAUCAGUGGUAUUGAUGAGCAAAUCUCUAAGCAACAGUUGUGGGAUAUUGGUGAACUACAACAAACGAUUAUUUGCGAUUUAGACAGCCAACUGGAUAUCAGAAACAAAAUGAUUCAAGUUUUGGAGAAUAGGGCCAUAUCUACUGUGAACAAGAUCAAAUUGGUGUUGCUUUACAGCUACAAGUUCCAUAAUCCAGCUGACUUGUCAUUAUUUAUCAACAAAUUGGAAAAUGAAACGGUGACAUCACCAUUGCCCACUCAGCUGCAAUUGGAUUUGAUAAAAAAAUUCACCACGUUGUUCAAAUCGCAUGAUCUGGCACUCGGUGGUUCAUCUCCAGACGCAAAUGGCCAACUCCAAAACAACCGUCAAGGCUUGUCGAAUUUAUUCACCAAUAAGAAAGUCAACAUCAACAACUUGUUUAACCGAAACAGUUCCAAUCACUCAGGUAGCGAGAAUGUGUACCUCCUGUACACGCCAAGAUUGAACCAAAUUUUGACUAGUUUGAUCAAACAUGAUUCUGCCGCAGCAGCUCAACUGACGUCAUCCGCGCACUUGUCUACUUUGUAUCCAGAAGUGGUGAAGAAACAGUAUGGUGACACAUCUUUGGAUGCAGUCCAAGACUUGAUCAUUUAUUUCCAAGGUGGUGUAACAUAUGAAGAAUUGCGGUUGGUGCAUGAGUUUAAUCAAGCUGGAAAUAGAAAGUACAAUAUAAUCAUUGGUGGUGACACAAUGUUGAACAGUGAUCAAUGGUUGACGAAAAUGUACCAAAUGGUGUCUAAAACAAGCAAGAGCGAUCAAUCUGAAAUCGAAGAUUUUGCUACUUCAAGUCAAGACCGACAAGCACAACUACGUGAAAUUUUAUAA
Molecule: messenger RNA, 1911 nt
Organism: Lodderomyces theae
Lineage: Eukaryota; Fungi; Ascomycota; Pichiomycetes; Serinales; Debaryomycetaceae
Exons: 1
Coding region: 1-1911 (636 amino acids)
Biological process (GO): vesicle-mediated transport; intracellular protein transport
Cellular component (GO): Golgi membrane
Source: RefSeq, a predicted model, not a curated record